AUGACUGACCGUUUUGGAUUAAAAUGGGACCCCAAAAAUUUAGAAAUUAGAACCAUGUCAGUGGAGAAAACCCUCGAGCCCCUUGUGCUGCAGGUAACAACCCUCGUCAACACGAAGGGGCCCAGUAAAAAGAAAAAGGGCAAGUCAAAACGUGCCAAUGCUCUCGUCAGCACAGUGGAAAAGGCCACUGAGAAUUUCAUCGAGAAAGGCGAGCAAAUCGCCUACGAAAAUCCCGAUAUAACCGAUGAGAUGAUAGCUGCUGUUGAAGAAGUCAGAAAAACUGGCAACGCAAUGAGCAUAGCUGCAAGGGAAUUCUCAGAGGAUCCUUGCUCGUCUUUGAAAAGGGGCAAUAUGGUACGCGCAGCCAGAAAUCUUCUAUCAGCAGUCACGAGACUUCUCAUCCUCGCUGAUAUGGUCGACGUUCAUCUUCUACUACAAUCGCUCCACGUAGUCGAAGACGAUUUGGAAAAACUAAAAAACGCUUCGAGCCACGGGGAACUCCUCGACAAUAUCAAGAACUUCGGUCACAACGCAAACGAACUUAUGAAUCAGGCUGCUAAAAGACAACAGGAACUAAAAGACCCGCAGCUUCGCGACGAUUUGGCCGCCGCCCGAGCGGUACUCAAGAAACAUUCCACGAUGCUUCUAACGGCUUCCAAAGUCUACGUCCGUCACCCCGAACUAGCCGCCGCCAAAGCCAACAGAGACUACGUCUUGAAGCAAGUCUGCGAAGCCGUUAAUACGAUCAACGAUGUCGCGCAGGGCCGGACGCCCCAGCCCGCUUCGGGCCCCUACGACGGACCUGGCGAACUGGCGGCCGCUUUGGACGAUUUCGAUGAUCACAUGGUGAUGGAGCCUCUGGCUUACAACGAGGUCCACACGAGACCAUCGCUCGAGGAGCGUUUGGAGAGCAUCAUCAGCGGUGCCGCUCUAAUGGCUGAUUCCAGUUGCACCAGGGACGAGAGAAGGGAACGUAUCGUUGCUGAAUGCAACGCUGUAAGGCAGGCGUUGCAGGAUUUGUUGUCCGAGUACAUGACGAAUAUGGGUAAGAAGGAUAAGAGCGACAACCUCAACAGGGCCAUCGACAACAUGGGCAGGAAGACCCGCGACCUCAGAAGGCAGCUCAGAAAGGCCGUCGUCGAUCACGUUUCAGACAGCUUCUUGGAGACCAACGUGCCUCUGCUGGUGCUCAUAAAAGCGGCUCAAAACGGCAACGAAAAAGAGGUGGAGGAAUACGCCGUCGUAUUCACCGAACAUUCCAACAAACUGGUCGAAGUAGCCAAUCUCGUCUGCAGCAUGUCGAACAACGAAGACGGCGUGAAGAUGGUUCGAUACGCCGCCGCUCAAAUCGACAAUCUUUGCCCUGAAGUGAUAAACGCAGCUAGAAUAUUAGCGGCGAGAUCUCGCAGCAAAGUCGCCCAAGAAAACAUGGAGGCUUUCAAGCAAUCGUGGGAGAACCAAGUCCGCAUUUUAACCGAAGCAGUCGACGAUAUCACUACAAUCGACGACUUUUUGGCAGUAUCCGAAAACCACAUACUGGAAGACGUCAACAAAUGCGUACUAGCACUCCAAGAAGGCGAUGCUGAUACAUUGGACCGCACAGCCAGCGGCAUCAAAGGCCGAUCGAACAGGGUGUGCAACGUGGUGACGGCCGAAAUGGACAACUACGAGCCGUGCAUCUACACGAAGCGCGUGCUGGAGGCGGUGAAGGUGCUCAACGAUCAGGUGAUGCCGAAGUUCACCCAAAGAGUGCAGGUGGCCGUGCAGGCGUUGGGCAACAGCCCGCCCAAGGAGGUCGACGAGAACGAUUUCAUCGACGCCUCGCGAUUGGUCUACGACGGCGUGAGGGAGAUCAGACGGGCGGUGCUCAUGAAUAGGGCUGAUGAGGAUUUGGAUCCCGAAGACGUGGAACUCGACGAGAAUUACCUCAUCGAGACUAGAAGUAAAUCGAGCGCUCAUACCGGUGAACACGGCGUCGAUGAGUAUCCUGAUAUCAGCGGAAUCACCACUGCUAGGGAAGCUAUGGGUAAGAUGCCCGAAGAGGAUAAGCAGAAGAUAUUGCAGCAAGUGGAGUUCUUCAAGAGCGAGAAGCUGAAGUUCGAUCGCGAGGUGGCCAAAUGGGACGAUACCGGCAACGAUAUCAUCGUAUUGGCCAAACACAUGUGCAUGAUUAUGAUGGAAAUGACCGAUUUUACCAGGGGUAAGGGUCCUCUGAAAACCACCAUGGACGUCAUAAACGCCGCCAAGAAAAUUUCCGAAGCGGGCACGAAAUUGGACAAGUUGACCAGACAGAUAGCCGAUCAGUGUCCGGAAAGUUCAACGAAGAAAGAUUUACUCGCCUAUUUACAGCGCAUUGCCCUUUACUGCCAUCAGAUGAACAUUACUUCUAAAGUCAAAGCGGAUGUCCAGAACAUCAGCGGGGAAUUAAUUGUGUCUGGUCUCGACAGUGCUACAUCGUUGAUACAAGCAGCGAAAAAUUUGAUGAACGCCGUCGUUCUGACGGUGAAAGCUUCGUACGUGGCGUCUACUAAGUAUCCUAGACAAGGAACUGUAGCUUCUCCGAUCGUCGUGUGGAAGAUGAAGGCUCCGGAAAAGAAGCCGCUCGUGAGACCCGAGAAACCCGAGGAAGUUCGUGCCAAAGUGCGCAAGGGUUCGCAGAAGAAAGUGCAGAAUCCGAUACACGCUUUAUCAGAGUUUCAGAGCCCCACGGAGUCCGUGUAA
This is a messenger RNA of Phyllotreta striolata, 2721 nucleotides long. The record is from the annotation of a GenBank genome assembly. Lineage: Eukaryota; Metazoa; Arthropoda; Insecta; Coleoptera; Chrysomelidae.